This is a messenger RNA of Salvia hispanica, 904 nucleotides long. Its product is annotated as dof zinc finger protein DOF1.7-like. Gene Ontology annotation, molecular function: DNA binding; DNA-binding transcription factor activity. NCBI's taxonomy places the organism in Eukaryota, Viridiplantae, Streptophyta, Magnoliopsida, Lamiales, Lamiaceae. The record is from RefSeq and is a predicted model, not a curated record. Gene Ontology annotation, biological process: regulation of DNA-templated transcription.
CUUUUAAACACACUUUCAAGAAAGCAACUGCUUUAUUACUUCUUCAAACACCUCUCUCUCUCUCUCUCCAUGGAUUCAACCGCUGCUCAAUGGCCUCCUCCACAGGUGAAUGAGAAGGUGAGGUGGUCAGGAUCAAAUGAGAGGAAAAUGAGGCCUCAGAAAGAGAGAGCUCUCAACUGCCCUCGCUGCAACUCCACCAACACCAAAUUCUGCUACUACAACAACUACAGCCUCUCUCAGCCCAGAUACUUCUGCAAAACAUGCCGCCGCUACUGGACUGAAGGCGGCUCCCUCCGCAACAUCCCUGUCGGCGGUGGCUCCCGCAAGAACAAGCCUUCUUCCAUUUCCACUAAUUUGGUGCCUUCGCCACAAAACCCUAAAUCCCACCAUUUCAAAGCCCUAAGCGAGAUCAUCUCAUCUUCACUGCCGCAGCAGCAGCAGCAUCUCUCCUUGCUGGCGGAUCCGUACUCGUCGUCGCUGGAAGGGCUUGUGAGCGGCUAUGGAAGCUUCCAGGGGCUUCCGGAAACGAGCGGGAAGCUUCUGUUUCCCAACAAUGGAGGAGAUCAUGGAUAUUGGAAUGGUGGUGGAUCAUGGUCUAGCUAGUUAGAGGAGAUAGUUUGUACACACCUGCUGCAUCUUCAGAAAAAAGAGGAAAGGAGAUUUACCUAAUAAUGGUAUUGAUAUCCAAACAGGCAUCAACUGUGAUACAGACUCAUUCAAUUCAUUCACACAUAUAAAUAGAUAUAUGUAGUGGCAAUAAAUAGAUAAAUUUCCCAAGUUGCUUUUAAAGAGUUCCCCAUGCCAUGUUCACCUUUCCUAUCACUUGUUGAAAGAUCUGAAAAACCCUACUCACUUUUGUCAUUCAAUGGGACCCACAAACAUUCCCCUAGACAAUUGUGCUGCU